AUGCCUACUGAGAUCCCUGGGCCGCCCGGCGUGCCGCUGCUGGGUAACAUCUUUGAUGUCAACCCCAACGAGACGUGGAAUUCGCUCAACAAGCUGGCCAAGCAAUAUGGCCCCAUCUUCAAGAUCAACGCCCUGGGCCACCAGAUCGUCUUCAUUGGCAGCGUCGCCCUUGUCGAAGAAAUUUGCGACGAGACGCGAUUCCGGAAAUGUGUGACUGGCCCUGUGCUGGAGAUUCGGUACUCUGUGCACGACGGUCUCUUUUCUGCCAAACACAGCGAGAUGAAGCCUUGGGGCAUUGCUCACCGCAUCAUGUACCCCCACGUCACCCAAGAGGCGACCGACGCUGGCUUCGCCGAUAUGGCAGAGGUCAUUCCCGACCUGACCAAGAAGUGGACCUCCGGAACCAAGCAACGUACUCUGGCCACGGAUGAUCUGGAUCGGAUUCUACUGGCCUCCUGCAUGAAGUGCUUCUUUAACCAGCGGGUGCAUGUGCUCGGCAACGACGCGCAGUCCGUCAAGGCCAAGAAGAUGGUUGAUGCGUGGGAGGGUGCUACAAUGGAAGCGAUGAAGCGGCCGACUCGCCCGAAGCUCCUCAACUUGCUGUACCAGAGUCGCUUUUCCUCCUUGACCAAAACCAUGCGCUCCUACGCCACCGAUAUUGUGAACAGCCGCCUGAACAAUCCCGACCAAGCCCGCAAGGAUAUGCUUGAUGCCAUCCUCAACGGUGUCGACCCCGAGACCGGCGAGAAGCUCACGGACUCGCAGCACCUCGAUGAGAUCGUCACCAUCUUUAUCGGUGCCGCCACCGCCGCCAAUCUCGUUUCUUACGCCCUGUACUACCUGAUGGAGAACCCCGAGCCUCUCAAGAAAGCCCAGGAGGAGCUCGACUCGGUGGUCGGCGACGGCCCGAUCGAUCUCGCCCACCUCACGCAGUUGAACUAUGUCGAGGCCUGUCUCCGCGAAGCAAUCCGCCUGUCCGCCACCGCCCCCGGCUUCAACAUCGAGCCUAUCCCUCCCAAAGAAAAGAGCGACAAGAGCCCCGUCCUCCUGGCCGGCGGCGAGUACCAGAUCCCGAACAACCAGCCCAUGAUCGCGAUCUUGAACGCCGUGAACCGUGACCCGGCCGUCUUCGAGUUCCCUGAGGAGUUCAAGCCCGAGCAGGUCCUCGGCGAGAAGUGGGACAAGUUGCCCGCAGCCGCGAAGAAGGGCUUCGGCAACGGCAAGCGCGAGUGCAUUGGCAAGAAGUGGGCAUGGCAGUGGGCGUUCUUCACCCUGGCUAGCAUCGUCAAGGAUGUCUCUUUUGAGCUGGAGGAUAAGAACUACAAGCUGCAUGCCAACGGUGCGUUCAGCAUCAAGCCGCUAGAUAUGUGGACUCUCAUGAGCCCGCGUAAUGGAGGGAACCUGUCAGAUAGUUCGUUCGCUGAGUACAUCGCCGCAAAGGAACACAUCAACAUCAAGCUGCCCGACUGGGUGUCUUUCCCGGACGGAGCCACGCUGGCCGUGGGUAUCACGACCGUGGCCCAGGGAAUGUACCAGCAGCUACAAUUGCCAUUGCCCGAGCCAUCACCGCCAUUGUCCGUGCAACCCGGGGCAGCCAAGGAGCUUAUUCUGAUCUACGGCGGGAGUUUUGCCACGGGCACGCUGGCCAUUCAAUUUGCCAAACGAUCCGCAUACACAGUCAUCACUACCUGUUCGCCGCACAAGUUCGCGCUCGUGCGAGCACGCGGCGUGGACCAUGUCCUCGAUCACCACUCGCCGGCUCUGGCACAGUGGGCAAGGAUAGAUUAG
This is a messenger RNA of Penicillium canariense, 1788 nucleotides long. RefSeq lists its product as uncharacterized. Bases 1 to 1788 code for a protein of 595 amino acids. The record is from RefSeq and is a predicted model, not a curated record. The transcript is spliced from 4 exons. NCBI's taxonomy places the organism in Eukaryota, Fungi, Ascomycota, Eurotiomycetes, Eurotiales, Aspergillaceae. Gene Ontology annotation, molecular function: oxidoreductase activity, acting on paired donors, with incorporation or reduction of molecular oxygen; heme binding; iron ion binding.